ACUUUUUAGCAAAUAAUUCACCAUUUGAUGAAAUAUCUUUUAGUCAAUUUAAGGAUGAUAUAAUUAAAUAUUGGUCUUUUAUUGAACGUGAAAGUUACAAAGAGCUUGCAAAUCUGGCACUUUACUUAUUUGAAAUUUGUAUCAAUAUUGCUUCU
Messenger RNA from Racocetra fulgida, 155 nucleotides. Lineage: Eukaryota; Fungi; Glomeromycota; Glomeromycetes; Diversisporales; Gigasporaceae. The record is from the annotation of a GenBank genome assembly.